Callithrix jacchus (white-tufted-ear marmoset) is the source of this 14400-nucleotide messenger RNA. It is a transcript of the gene UBE3D, whose product is annotated as ubiquitin protein ligase E3D. Gene Ontology annotation, molecular function: ubiquitin protein ligase activity; cyclin binding; ubiquitin conjugating enzyme binding. Gene Ontology annotation, cellular component: nucleus; ubiquitin ligase complex; cytosol. Gene Ontology annotation, biological process: protein polyubiquitination; proteasome-mediated ubiquitin-dependent protein catabolic process; protein monoubiquitination. Lineage: Eukaryota; Metazoa; Chordata; Mammalia; Primates; Cebidae. The record is from RefSeq and is a predicted model, not a curated record.
CCGCGCGUCUGGUACAGGCGCCUGCGCCGCAGCGACGCUGCUGCUGGUUGGUCCGCACGUGGAACCGCACCUGGUCACGUUGACCCGGGCCCUUUGGACCCUCCAGCUUGGUCCAGUCCGGGAUUGGACGCUCGCCAUGGCGACAACUGCGGCGAAGACACGCGUGUUUCUGGAGGUCCGGAGACAGCUGCAGAGCGCGCUGCUGAUCCUGGGAGACCCAAAAGAAGGAGCUAUGCCCCUGGAUAUUUCCAUAAUGCCAUCUUCACUCCAGGUGAAAACCCCUGAAGGCUGCACGGAAAUCCAGCUUCCAGCAGAGGUCAGGCUUGUACCUUCCUCUUGCCGUGGGCUGCAGUUUGUUGCUGGAGAUGGACUGCACCUGCGGCUGCAGGCAAAGGCAGAAUUAGGCACAAAACUGAUUUCAAUGUUUAAUCAACACUUACAAGCCCAAGAAUGUUGCACAUUUUAUUGCCAAUCCUGUGGUGAAGUCAUAAUAAAAGACAGGAAGCUGCUCAGGGUGCUCCCACUGCCAAGUGAGAAUUGGGGAUCUCUAAUUGGAGAAUGGUGUUGUCAUCCCGACCCCUUUGCUAAUAAACCACUUCAUCCGCAAGAAGAGGACUGCUUUAUUGGAGACUCUUUCUUUUUGGUGAAUUUAAGAACCAGUUUGUGGCAGCCAAGACCUGAACUAUCUCCUGUGGAGAUGUGCUGUGUUUCUUCUGACAACCAUUGUAAAUUGGAACCAAAGGCAAAUACCAAAGUAAUUUGUAAGCGUUGCAAGGUAAUGUUGGGAGAGACCAUGUCAUCAGAAACUACCAAGUUUUAUAUGACAGAGAUCAUUAUUCAGUCAUCUGAGAGAAGUUUUCCCAUCAUGCCAAGGUCUCAGUUUGUCCAGAGCGUGAUUGCCCAGUGUCUGGUGCAGCUCUCCUCUGCUAGAAGCACUUUUAGAUUCAUGAUUCAAGGUCAGGACAACAAAGUGUAUAUCUUGCUAUGGCUUUUAAAUUCAGACAGUUUGCUGAUUGAAUCUUUGAGAAAUUCCAAAUAUAUCAAAGCAUUCCCCUUGUUGGAAGACACAUUGAAAGCACAUUCUAGUUCUGCCUGGAGUGCUGUCAAGGUCCUCUACCAACCAUGCAUCAAAAGCAGGAAUGAAAAGAACGUGAGCAUGACUGGAUUUUUGCUAUCCGAGGGGAGUCCUGGAACCAAUCCCUGUGGAUACGAAGGGAUGACUGUAUAUUCACAGAGUAACCUAACAACAGAGAUAAGCCUUGUCAACUCGUGGGAAAGUGACAUCAGCAUCCACCCCCUAACCCUGCCCUCUGCAACCUGCUUGGAGCUGCUUUUGAUAUUAUUGAAGAGUAAUGCCAGUCUGCCUUCAUCUCUUCGCCAUAUGAAUUCCUUUCAGGAAGACGACUGGAGAGUACAGAAUGAACUGAUGAUCAAGUCUUAUAUUAAGGUAAUAAAUGAAAAGGCUGUGUCACAAAAUCUAUUCAUGUCCACCCUAGUAUUUUUGCCAAAAUGUUCUUGCUGUGACCUACUUCUGCAGAUAAGAAAAAUGACUUUGCCAUCCUUCUAUGACAUUAUAGCUAUAGUGAACUGUUCCCAAGUGUCUUGGUGUAGGUGGCCUUGUGAGAAUAAGCAUUAAUUAUUUUCAGACUGCUGAUGCAUCACCUCUGGGGUGUCUAUAUUUGUCUUCUAAGAAUGCAUCAUCACUCUCUAAUUAUAGGUGAUCUGGUGGGAUUAGAUCUUUUGAGUUAAACAGACGAGGAUGACACAAAAUAUGCAUGGCAAGUAAACAUUUGAAAAACUGGCGAGCUGCAGUGAUUGUUAGGAUCCAAACUAUACUGCAGUGUUCAGAAUAACACUCAGAAUAGUCUUCACAUUGUCAGAGUCACCACCUGCCUAAUGCCUACAUUUUAAAUCACUCGCCAAUUGAGUUUAUUUUUAUGUUUCAGCUUGAAAAUUUAUCACCUAAUUCUAAUUCUUGAAAUCUUGCAAUGUUAUCCCAAUGGAUUUUGUGAAAAAUCAGGAAAUCACCAUGGAAUCUCCUGGACACUGCUCUUUGAUAGCCAUCUCUGCAGAACCAGGAAGAGCAGUGAGGGCUGUGGCACCUUGGUCUUAACUUUGAGGCUUCUGAGGCAGUACAGAGCAGAACUCUGAGCAAAGUUUUAAAGAGGAGAUCAUUUUCUGGCCAGGAUGCUUUGCCAAGUAACGUGGAAGUAAUAGAGUCUGGGUUGAAAAUAACAAAGCUUCCAGUCUCUUUUCAGCUCCAUCCUAUAAAAGGUUAUUUUCUCUGAUGUUGAUGCAGAAAAGUAAUAAACCUAGAUUCUAGUUAUAUAAUUAAUUUAGCCAAUCAUUCAUUCAGGCAACAAAUAUUUACUAAAAACCUGUGUGCAAGACCUCAUAGAGGGAUAUACAGAGAUUUAGAUAAGACAUUGCCCUUCCACAUGAAUGGUCCUUUUGUGGACAGGAGUGGAUAAGCAAGGGUAUUACUGGGAAAUCUAAAACACAUAGUGUAGCCAAGAAGAGGCAUUUGGGUCCCCUUUUCAGUGUCUGUGUGUGUGGACUGUGUCACAUGCAGGGUUUGGGAAUUUAAAAUCACCAGUGCUUUUCCUCUUUUCUUGAAUGCCAGUCUAAGAAGUAGCUUUCAGGAAUCAGAAAUUAAAGUUUUUAAUCAAUGACGAACAUAAAGCUGGAGGAUUUGAACAUGUUGAAGGUGGUGACCAAAGUACAGAGGUGCCUUUCUUGUCCCCCACAAUCACUUCUGAAACUCCAUGCCAUUUUAAACAGUGAAGUUGAGAGGUAGGGGAAGGAUAGCAUCCAAUUUCAUUCCCCUACUGAGCAGCAGAUGUGCCCACAGGAACAACUGCACAGUGUGAGGUUGUCAGGUUUCCAAAAGAAUUUAGCUAAUGGGCUUCAUUGCUCAUAGACUUCGAAUCCCAGAGAAUCAACAUGAAGGUGAGAGACAAGUACAAAACUUGAAGCUUCUAAGAGUGAGUAAGUGAGGAAGUUUUUGUGAGCAGUUUUUCUAACCCAGGUGUUCUAAUUUGCCACACCCAAAAUCUGAAGCAGCUACCCCUGCAUAAAGGGAAAGAAAGCAGAUGUGAAUGCUUAUGUUAAAAGUCAGCUAAAGUUCUUAGCUGCAGCAAAGGCCAGAAAAUUGAAGGAGCUCUGCAGCAUCUUCUCUGGAGGCAUUUCUGAAUAAUAUCUCUGUUGAAUGGCUUAGCUGUACAGGUAAUGGGAAAAGCUGACUCAGAGCUGCCUCCAGGCUUAACAGAGAAUAUAUUCUGGGUACCAUUGUAAGUAUUAGGGAAGGCCUGAAAAUCACUGGCAGAAAGGCUAAUGUUAUACAGUUCAGAUUCCCUCAAGGAAGAAAAUGUUUAUGCAAUUCAACGUUAGUAACCUGAAUCAUAAGCUGCUUGUUUUCUGCAAACAUCAGAGUUAAUAGUACCUGUACCCUAAACUAGUUCAUGGCAUUGCAUUUUCAGAUUCAUUUUUCUUUCCACAUAAGAACAACUUUUAACUUUGUACCAGGAGUGUUCUCUUAGAUUCAGAGAGAACCACAGAAGUAAGUUGCCAACUUGUUACUGUGACCUGUGGGACAGUCCUCACCCAGUUUCAUACUUGUCACACUCCGUGACUACUUCAAACUGCAUGAAUUGAGCACAGAGCCAUGGGCCCAGGAAGAGUGUGGUACUCCAGAGUGGAGCGAGUGAAAUGCUGAGGCUUACUGGGAAACCUGGGCUGACUCACCUGAAGCCUGAGCCAGGCCCUGUUCCACUCCCACACUGCUUUAUGACUCCAAGGCUGUCUUUGUGCACUGACUGUGUAAACAUCUCCCUGAGGCCUUCAGGACGUUUGGAGUGGCACAGAACAUGAGUAAGUUAUACAAGUGGAAAAAGGGAAGAAAGAAAGAGUGUAUUUGAAAGGAGAGUUGUUGAGAUGAAGUCCUAUACCCCAUCCUUCUCCUAAUAUUUUUUAUUUUAAUAAAGAUAUAUUAAGCAUAGUGAAACUCAUAGGAUUGAAAUAUGAAAUUCCCCCACGCCCCCUCAAUCUUCAGGAGUUAGAAAAGGUGUUACUGAGUUUCUUUUUGUACAAGUGAUUUUUGGUUACAAAGAUGAAUUGUGUAGCCGUGAAGUCCAUGCACUAGUGUCACCCAUAUAGUGUACAUUGUACCCAACUAUUGACAUUUUAAGAUGUAUUUUUUUUUUUUUUUUUUUUUUUUUGGUAGAGAGCUGUCCUGUUCAUCUCAGGCCUCUACCUAUAGAAGCCGGUAGCAUUCCCCUAGUUAUGACAAUAUGACAAUCAAAAAUAUCUCCAGACAUUGCCAAAUGUUCCCUGGUUGAGAACCACUGAUACACACCCAUGUAACCAUUAUCCAAAAAGAAGAUUUAGAUUAUAUCCAUUUCACAUAAAGUUCCCUUCAGGUCUUUUACAGUCAAUCUUCCCUCUUUGAAAACCACUCUUUCUAUUUUCUAUCUUCUUAGAUUCAUUUUGCCUGUAUUUGGACUUUGUAUAAAUUGAAUCAUACAGUAUGUACUCCUUGUUGUCUGGACCUGCCACUUAACAUAGUGUUUUUGCAAUUUAUCCAUAUUAUUGCAUUUAUUAGUAUUUCAUUCCUUUUUGUUGCAGAAUAGUAGUUCACUGAAUAAAUAUGCCACGAUUUGUUAAUCAGUUCUCUUGUUAGUGGGCACAUACAUUGUUUCCUGUUGGGGGCUAUUUUGAAUAAGGCUGCUGUAAAUAUUCUGGUAAAAUCUUUUUGUGGACUUGUUUUCAGCUCAGGUACAUAUCUAGGAAUGGAAUUACUGGGUUGUAGGGUAGACGGAUAUUUAACUUUUAAUAAAUUGCUAAACACUUUUGCAAAGUGCAUGUGCCAUUUUACACUCCCAGCAUCCAUGUCUGAGAGCUCCAGCUGUUCCCUGCUUCAUCAAUGACAUCAUUUUGUGAUGCCAACCUUUUAUUUAGCUAUUCCAGAUAUCUAAUUAUGAUUCUCACUUGCAUUUCCCUAAGGAUCAAUGAUAUGAGCACCUUUUCAGGUGGUUUAUCUUCUCUUGUGAAAGAUCUGUUUAAGGCUUUUUAUCAUUGAUUGUAGGAGUCCUUUUCCCUUCCUACAUCCCCCACCAGUACUCAUAAUUGUUUUGAGUUUUUACAGGAAACUCAGGGACUGAGAAACCUUUGGGCAUCUGAAUAAAUUUGAUCUAAAUUAUAAAAACCACUAUGAAACAUGCCUUCUGGAUUUUGUUUGUUUGUUUCCACUUCCAAACAUCCUGUGAGUUUAGAGAGUAUUUUCCUUAGAGGUUAGAAAUACUCCUCCUAAUUAGCCAGACAGGUAUACAGAACUACUUUAAUUUUCUAUGGCAUAGCCUUCCAGUGCGCACAGCCCCUACACAGCAACAGCCUGACCUCAUCCUUCCACAGCUUUGACAAGCAAAUUAACAGCAGGAACCUGUCCCCACAUAAAGCAGUGAGUCACUUUUAUAAUUCCAUGCCCAAGGGAGUUUUGUGGUGAGCCUUUUUCUGGAAGCAGUUAUUUCUCCCUUCUCCCUCCAUUUUUCUUUUACUCAUACAGGAAUGUCUUUACCUAGUUAAAAAAAAAAAUUAAUUCCUCUAUCUAGAAAAAUUCUUUUUUCCAUUCCUAUUUUCUGAUAACAGAGCUUAGCUGUUUCCUUUUAAUUACAGUGGAAAAGGGAGGAACUCAUGAACUUUUUACUAGUUAAGACGGUUUUAAGGUAGUAUUUUCUACAGAAAGAUUCAUCUCUGAGUAGUUUAGGACCUUGUUUCUAAACAGGAUACAAGGACACUUGAAGCAGGGUGUUUUCUCACUGCACUUUGAAAAGGGAAUGCAGUGGCCUGCAGAAGGGGAGUGGCGUGUAUUAGGUGUAUACAUGUGUUUAAGUGUUCAAAGUGCUUUGUAAGCAAUAAAGCAAUCUCCAGAUGUGAUGGCUAAAUACCAUUCUCCACUAAAAGGAAACAGGCUUCUUGGGAAAAUGGCUGAUUCUAUGUCUGAGAUAAAAAUGUGCAAGACAAGACUGAGUUCUGUCUUACCGUAAAGUGAGGAGAAAAGUAAUCGAAUUAUUAUAAACUACUGGGAUCAUGUCAAAAGGACUCAGGCUUUAAGUUGAAGAGUUUCCUACUGAUAACGAUGGGCAGGUUUGAGUAUCCGUGAGAAAGACUGCAGUGGAUUAAAGCAUAUCAAAUAUAUUUCAAAUCCAUGAAUUCACAAGGACACUAAAAGCAUAAAAGUAGUCACAUUUUAGUCUUUGGAAAACUCUGCAGAACAAAAGGCCUAAUUUCUUUGAAACACAAAUUGCAAAUGGAGAAAAGAGGAAAGAAGAAGAAUCUAUUAUUUAAGAGCCAAGACUUAUUAGUUGUAAUACUUAUACAACAUGGAUUCUGACUUAAACUAACAUCAACUGUUAAAAAAAUGUAUGAGCUAGUUGGGGAAAUGUGGUCACUGACAGGAUAUUUGGUUAUAUUAAGGAAUUGUUGAUAUUUUAAAUGUGAUCAUGGCAUUGUGGUUUUAUUUUUAUAGUAGCCUUUCUCUUUUAAACAUACAUACUGAAUCAUAUGUGAUUUGCUUCAGAAGAGGUCUGUGGCAGGGAUUUGGAUGAAACAAAUGGUCGUGAGCUUGUAAUCGUUGUUUCUGGUUAAUAAAUACUUGUAGAUUAAUUAUAUCUUCACUAGAGAAUAUAUUAGUAUUUGAAAUUUUUCCGUAAGUUAAAAACAAAACCAGUUUAGUACACUACAGACUAUUAGUGUUAAGGGUUUAUUGGAGAGUGAAAGCAGAUGUUUGAACAGGGAGAGAGGAUUGCUGGGAUGACUAGAUGUAAGUAAGAAACUGUGUCUUGCUGGCCUUGUUUGUUGGUAUGUUGCUGUGAAAAGAUUAAUAUCCAGUGAUUUAACCUGCCCCCAACAUUUUCCUCUCUGCAUUUGUUUAUUAGCAUCAUACUAGUGUUAUAAACCCGGGGUUCUUGAGAAAAGAAAUGAGAGCAUGCACGCUUACUUCAUGCUGGUUGGUUGUCCAAAGAUCCCUACUGAGGGACCCAUCUGGAUCCACUGUUUUUCCAUUGAUCUUUAAUGCCUUAGAAAGAUGAAGACUCAAAGAAAACUAGCGGAAAACUUAUAAAAGUAUGUUUUCAAAGGAAUGUUUUACCCCUAAAUUGAAAGAAAAUAGAGGAGAACAUUUUGCAAAGGAGUGUAUAAGGCCUUAUCUUUAAAUAUACCAAAUGGAAUACUUCUGAGAGAACACUAGGCUCAAUGACAUAAUUGUUAAUGUUCAUAAUCUUUUAGCAAUUUAGGUGUGUUAAAGACAUAUAAAAUAAUAUAUGAGUUUCAAAUUUUUCUCUACUCCCCAUCAAAACAGUAUAUUUUCUUUCAUGGCUUUAUACUUUCAACAGGUUAUGGUCCUUACUCCCAUCACAUUAAAAUUUAUGUUUCUGCGUCUCCUUUCAGGACUUCUUCAAUCCUGAAAACUGGGGCCAAUAGACUUACUUGAUGAGAAAUUAUUUCUCAUUUUGCUGCAGAAGAGCCCCUGAAUUUUUAGUGCUACAUUUGCAGCUCUUCAAUCACGAAUUUCAGGUCCCAUUGAGGCAGGUGGAGGCCUUUGGUUGUAAGCUUUCCCAGACUUGAGUUUGAGAGAGUGCCUGCAGGGGGCAAUCACAGAAAUUGCAGUAUCUGACUCAAUCCUUGACCAACCAGAAGAGGAGGGGAGGCCUGUCUUACAGAUGAAGACACCAAAGCCUGAAGACUGGGCAGUCUCACCAUGUUGUCUCUGACACACAUGUUCCUCCUCCUAAGCCACGCUGCCCCUUUAGCUGUACACUGGGCCAGCUCUGACUUGGAUUGAAGUGUGCAAAUUAGUGAACUAAUGAGGACAAGUCAUAGAACUUGCAUUUCUAUAGAAGGAUGGCAAGAUGUAGGUCUCAUAGUGAACUAGAAGCCGGCAGUUUGUGAUAGCCAAUAUUAAAGGCUCAUGAUAUUUUCCAAUGAAAUAUGAGUAAGCAUUGGUCAUUUCCAAGUAUUCAGUGUCCCAGUAACCAGAAAAGUCCAGUCCACAAUGAAAUACACUAAUUAUUUAGUUAUUACAGGUCAUAUUUAGUCUAUCCAUUCCCAUGAUUAUUCAGUGUCUGAGUGAAUAAUCAUCCAGACUCUUAAGUUAAUCUUAUGAUUUAAGCUGAAUAUACAGGGCAUACUGCAGGGAUUGCGAGUUUGGUUCCAGACCAGCACAAUAAAGCGAGUAUCUCAGCAAAGGAAGUCACAUGAAGUUUUUGGAUUCCCAGUUUAUAUAAAAGGUAUGUUUACACUGUACUAUAAAUGUCUAAAAACACAAUGUACAUAUCUAAUUGUAAAAUAUUUUAUUGCUGCUAAAAAAAAGAAAAGAAAAAAGCUAAUGAUUUCUAAGCCUUCAAUGAGUCCUGAUCUUUUCACUGGUGGAGAGUCUUGCCUCUGUGUUGAUGGCUGUUGACUAAGAGAGUGGUGGCUGAAGGUUGGCGUGCCUGUGACAAUUUCUUAAAAUAAGGCAGCAGUGAAGUUUGCCACGUCAAUUGUCUUGUUUUUCAUGAAUGAUUUCUCUGUAGCAUGUGAUGCUGUUUGAUAGCAUUUUACCCACAGUACAACUUCUUCCAAAAUUAGAUUCAGUCCUCUCAAACCCCACCACUGAUUUAUCAGCUAAGUUUAUGUAAUAUUCUAAAUCCUUUGUUGUCAUUUCAACAUUGUUCACAGUAUCUUCACUAUGAGAUUUCAUCUCAAGAAACCACCUUCUUUGCUCACCCAUAAGAAGCAACUCCUCAUUCAUUCAAGUUUUAUCAUGAGAUUUUGGCAAUUCAGUCAUAUCUUCAGGCUCCACUUCUAGUUCUAAUUCUGUUGCUAUUUCCACCACAUCUGCAGUGACUUCCUCCACUGAAGUCUUAAAGUGUUCACAGUCCAUGGUCAGCUCACAGUUAAUGUUGAUAAUUUGACCUCCUUCCAUGAAUCAGAGACGUUCUUCAUAGCAUCUAGAAUAGUGAAUUCUUCCCAUCAGGUUUUCAAUUUACUUUCCUCGGAUCCAUCAGAGGAAUCACUUUCUAUGGCAGCUAUAGCCUUACGAAAUGUAUUUCUUAAAUACUAAGACUGGAAAUUGAAAUUACUUCUUAAUCCAUACCCUGUAGAUUGGAUGUUCUGUUAGCAGGUAUGAAAAUGUUAAUCUCCUGUACAUCUCCAUAAGAGGUCUUGGGUUACCAAGUGCCUUGUCAACGAGCAGUAAUAUUUCCAAGGUAUCUUUUUUCUGAGCAGUAGUUAUCAUUUUCCCAAUGAUAAGUGAGAAUUGGCUUCAACUUAAAGUCAGCAGGUGCAUUAGGCCCUGACAAGAGAGUUAGCCUGUCCUUUGAAGCCUUGAAGCCAGGCACUGACUUCUCUCUGGCUGUGAAGGUCCUAGGUAAGAUCUUCUUCCAGUAGAAGGUUGUUUCGUCCAUGUUGAAAAUCUGUUGCUUAGCAUAGUGAUCUUCAUCAGUGAUCUUAAUUAGAUCGUCUGAGUAAUUUACUGCAGCUUCUCCAUUAGCACCUGUGCCUUCACCUUUAUGUUUUAGAGAUGGCUUCUUUCCUUUAACUUCAUGAACCAACUUCUGCUGGCUUCAGUCUUGUCUUUUGCAGCAUUCUCACCUCUUUCAGUGUUUAUAAAAUUGAAGAGAGUUAGGGUCCUAAUUCUGGAUUAGGCUUUGAGUUAAGGGAAUGUUGUGAUGGUUUCAUCUUCUAUCUAUACUGUCCAAAUUUUCUUCAUAUCAGCUUUAAGACACUUUUGCUUUCUUGUCACUCACUGGAGUGGCACUUUCAGUUCCCUUCAAGAGCUUUUCCUUUUCCUUCACAACUUGGCUGUUUGGUGCAAGAGGCCUAGCUUUUGCUGAUUUUGGCUUUUAACAUGCCUUCCUCCUUGAGCUUAAUAAUUUCUAGCUUUUCAUUUAAGUGAAAUAUGUGUGGCUCUUCCUUUCACUUAAACAUUUAGAGGCCACUGAAGGGUUAUUAAUUGGCCUAAUUUCAGUAUUGUUUUGUGUGAGAGAAUAGAGAGGCCCUAGGAGACAGAGAAAGAUAGGGGAAUGGCUGGUCAUUGGUACAGUCGGAACACAUGACAUGUAUUGAUUAAGUUUGUGUCACCCCAAAACAAUUACAACAGUAACAUCAGUGAUCGCUGAUCACAGAUCACCAUAAACAAAUAUAAUAUUAAUGGAAAAGUUUGAAAUAUUGAGAGAAUUAGCAAAAUGUGAUGCAGAAAAUGAAAUGAGCACAUGUUGCUGGAAAAAUGAGGCCAACAGACUUGCUUAAUGCAGGGUUACUGCAAACCUUCAGUUUGUAAAAAAUGCUAUAUCUGCAACAUACAAUAAAGUAAAGGAGAAUAAAUGAGAUGUGCCUGUAUUAGUAAAGGCCUAUUCGGCCAAAUCGUUUCAUGUAUUAAAGAUCCAUGGCUUAAUCAUUAAUCCUGGAUUCAGAGUUGAAUUUCUCAGGAAUGGAUUAUGUCAGCAAUCCAGGAUGUGCUGUUUUGAAUCCCUAGGAGUGCUGCCCAUUACACACCACUAGACGCCCCCUACACAGUCCAGUCAGUGGCCUCUGGGCUUCAAGUUAUUUUUCAAGUAGUGGGUGAUAUUUUACACUAAGUCACCUACAUUCUUAUAUUUGAAAAUGCUAUAGGUUUUGUUUUUUCUUCAGAUGCAAUAUCUGCAAUUUCAGUGACUGUCACUGGUAGAUGUUUUGUUACUUGGGAUAACAGGUGGAAAAAAGCCUUAUUUAAGCCUUGGAUAUUUUAUAUACACAAUUAGCCAUUUAUGCUUCUCCUUUAAAAAUAAACAAUUAAACAUGAAUUUGUUCAUUAGAAUCAGGUAGAGAAAGAGAUACAUCUGCAGCAAUAUUUAAAAGAAACAUUAAGGUUUAGUGUAAUAAUAUUAAGCUCUUCCAUUUAUCGAAGACCUCAUCUGUGCCAUGGCCUGCCCAGCCAUUUAUGUCCUUUAUUACUAAUCCCCACAACCACUGGUGGGCAGAACUGCAGGGAGCUAAGCCUCCAAGAGGUCACUCAGCUAGUAAAUGUCAGGGAGGUAUUCAAUCUCAGCUCUCCCAAGAGCCUAUAUUUUUCUGCUCUCCCACCAUGUCUAGCAGUGUACAAACUGCUGCCUUCUUACACUAAUCUGUUUUUACUUCUCUCUGUGUAAUGUACAGUAGUCCUAGUUUAACAUUAUUGAUAGGUUCUUGGAAACUGCGACUUAAGUAAAAUGACAUAUGGCAGGUCCUUGAAUAAUAUUGUUUCCUUCAACGUCAUUUCAUUGUAACAUUGAUGAAAAAAAUUGCUUCAUUAAUACUUUUUUGGCUUAAAAUCAGUUUACAAAAAUGUAUCAACAACAUUAAGUGAGGACUUACUGUACUUUAUCUCCAAUUCUUCAGUCUUUUCAUAUCAAUUAGAAUUCACCUUUCUACACCUUCCUAGUAGCCACCUGAGACUUCCAGCUUCUCAUGGAGAAUCUACCACUUUGAAUGCUGAGAGCUUUUUUCUAUUCCUACACCCUACACUGUUCUUGACCUGGAAAAGCUCAGUGGACUGUUCUCAUCUAUAAAAGAAACCCCUUUGCCUUCUAUGUGCAUAAAAGUAAAAAAGCCAAGAUUUCUGUUAAAACCUCACAUAGCAUCCUCUUCAGUUUGUUCCCCUCUGUUGAUAUGACUGUUUGUAAACUCCUCAUAAGCCAUUAUUAACCCCUCCUUUAAAAUAAACAGGCUAAUUACUGUUUUGUGAUCCCUCUUUAUUUCCAGCAAGUCCACUUAAGAAACAAAUGAUAUUUAUUUUUAAAUGGCUAUAUUAGCAUGUUUUUCUUUUUAAAAUUUGCAUGUCUUAAGUGUAUUUUCAAAGGAAUGUCUGAGUGGUAAAUGGCUAAAGAAAUGAGCAUCUGGUUACAAUUUGAUCCCUUUCUUGCCAGUCCUUACCUGUUAUUUGAUUAUUCCAAGUCAUAAUCACUUUUACUGAACUGAUUGAACUAUGCUACUAUGACGUAUCCAGCUUUAAAGUUCCUGCCCAAGAUUUCAGGCCAAUUUGUCAUCUAUCCUGUUGACUUUCUUCCGCUGCCAGAAGUUUCCUCCUCUAAUCAAAGAAUUAUUUCCCCCUUAUAAGUAGGAUUUUACUUUGCCAUUCUAUCUCUUCUUUCUCCUCCUUACCACUAAUCCAAAAGAGGGAAUCUACUUUCUUCUCAAAAAAAUAGGAUGCUGGCUGUACAUGGUGACUCACCUGUAAUCCCAGCACUUUGAGAGGUCGAGGAGGGAGGAUCACUUGAAGCCAGGAGUUUGAGACCAGCCUAGGCUACAAACCGAGACCCCCAUCUCUAAAAAGAAAAAGAAAAAAAAAGAAUGCCUGCAUCAUUUCAACUGCUACCAAAUCUGGCUUAAAAUUGCAUUAUGGAUUCCUUCUUCAAUUAAAGUUACCAUAGCAGUUAUCACUCACCAUAAUUAAAUGGAAGGGAGCCUUUAUGAUGAAAUGAAUGUGAGGCUGAGACAAAUAUCAGCUCGUACCCCUAGUCUUGUUACUAGCUUUACAGCCAUUAGCAAAAGUUCCUUAAUUUCUCUGACCUUUGAGUCUUCACUUAUAAUUUAGAGAUAAUUAAAUUAGAUAUUCAAUUCAAGUGGAUUUUUUAAGGAUUUAGUGAGAUGGUACCAUGCUUGGCACUUAAUUUCUUCACUGUACAAAAACAUAUUAACAUUUACUAAAGAGCUUAUACAAACUACUGAAAAAUGUAAACAGUGUUGAUAGGUGCACUGAGUUCUAUACAGUUUUAUCACCUGUGUAUGCUUGUGUAUCGACCAACAUAGUCAAGGCACUGAACAGUUCUGUCAACACAGGAAUCCCUCCUCUAGGUCUUUUAUAAUCACACCCUCUCCUCUCCACCAUCCUUAACCCCUGCAAUCAUUGCUGUGUCCUUUACUUGUAAAAUGUUGUCAUUUCAAAAACGUUAUGUAAAUGGAAUGCUACAAUAUGUAACCUUUAGAGACUGACUUUUUUCACUCAGCAUAAUUCCCUAGAGAUUCUUCUAAGACAUGUAUAUUGAUAGUGGGCUGCUUUUUAUUGCUGAGGCGUGUUUGUUGUGUGGAUGUACAAUUUAACCAUGCACCUGGGCUGAUUCCAGGUUUUGGCUAUCAAAAUAAUGCCGACUUAAACAUUCGUGUACAGAUUAUUGUGUGACCAUAAGUUUCUAUUUCUCUGAGACAAAAUCCUAAUCUGAUGUUGUUAGGUCAUGUAGUCAUUACAUGUUUAGUUUUUAAAAUAAACUGCCAAACUGUUUUCUUGAAUGGCUCUACUCUUAUAUUCCCCUACUCAGCAAUGUAUGGAAGACUCAGUUUCCUUGCCAGCCUUUGGUGGUGGUACUGUAGCUUAUUUUGAAGCCAAAUUUGUGACCGCUUUCUUUACUUGAGCUAACCAAAUAAAUUUGCUAGAAACCCAUGUGGAGUGACCAGAUUUAGAAAGGAAUGUAGUCAUAUGUGAUAUGCUACAGUCUAGUUAUAUGCCAUAUCAGGGCAUAAUGGAAGUGUCCCCACUAAAUGCCACUCUCCCCCAGAAAAUUCAUUCACUUAACUUUUAACAGCCUAACUUUGUAUGAUAAGUCAAUUUGAUUUUGAGAUAUUGGCCUCUUCAGUCUCUACAUAAUGAACAAAAAAGGGCUCGGCUUUCCUUUUGUCAACAGCAAUAACAGAUUAUAUCCAAGCUCCUUUAUUAAUAUUUCCCAAUUUAUUAAUAUUGGGAAAUAUUAAUAAAGGAGCUUGGUUAUAAUUUGUUUCUUUCUCCCUUGUUUGACAAUUUUAUUGUCUUCUAGAGGAAAGAGAUAUUUUUUGAAAGGAUUUUUGAACACCCAAAUCAGCACCUUUGAGUUUGCACUGGUCUAGAAAUGAAGACACUGGAGUAGGAGUUAGAAGACAUUUGUUAGAGUCCUUGCCUAAUUAGCUAUGUCACUUUAACCCAGUUUCCUUCUCCAGAAUGGUUUGCUCAGCUGUAUAAAAUGGUUGGACUAGAUCAACAGCUCUCAAACCUAGCAAGCAUUAGAAUCACCGGGAUAACCUAUUAAAACACCCCUUGCUGGGUCCCACCCUUAGAUUCAGUAAGUCUGGAGUGGGGCACCGUAAUUUGCCUUUCUAACAUGUUCUCAAGUGAGGCCAGCAAUGCUGGUCCAGAAACAACCCCUGAGAACCACUCGGCUGGACUAUUUUAAAGUGCUUCCUGGGACUGUCAGUGAAUACUACCCCCUCCCCAAGCCCUGCUCCCUCACCAAACUACUCAGAUUUGCUUUCUGGUGAAAUAAGUUAUUCACUUACUCUUUUUUGUUGUUUUUUAAGUGAUGCAGAUGCAUAGUAAAAUAUAAUGCAGCAAUUAAAAAUAUCCUAGAACAGUAUUAUAUGAAAAUUACUACAGUAUAUAUU